CAAAAAGGAUUACAAUUGCAGGAUAAUGAAAAUAUUGAUGAAUAUACUGCUAAAUUAGCAUUAACAGACAAGUUUCCGAAUACCAAUUUCACGAAUAUACCUUUUUCUGAAGUCCACUCACCCAAACGCAAAUUUCCCGAAUUGGAAAUUUUACUAAAAAGUCCAAUUUCUCAAUAUGAUUCAGAAAUAUGGACAUUCGGUAUAUUGGGAUUCAAGAAAUUGGGUAUUUAUACGUUAGAAUUUGUGAAAUUUGAUAUUCAGAAAAAUGGAUAUUUUAUGCAAUUCAAGGAAUUGAGAAAUUAA
Funneliformis mosseae is the source of this 303-nucleotide messenger RNA. NCBI's taxonomy places the organism in Eukaryota, Fungi, Glomeromycota, Glomeromycetes, Glomerales, Glomeraceae. The record is from the annotation of a GenBank genome assembly.